This is a messenger RNA of Hypomesus transpacificus, 4729 nucleotides long. RefSeq names its product NACHT, LRR and PYD domains-containing protein 12-like. Gene Ontology annotation, molecular function: protein binding. Lineage: Eukaryota; Metazoa; Chordata; Actinopteri; Osmeriformes; Osmeridae. Bases 73 to 4371 code for a protein of 1432 amino acids. The transcript has 13 exons. The record is from RefSeq and is a predicted model, not a curated record.
UGAAACAGGUUUUACCAGUAAGGAUCAUUUUUAUAUAAGUUCCCAGCUGUCAUGUGUCUGUAGAAGGAGAGGAUGGAGGGCACGCUGGUGUUUGAGGGGACAGAUAGUGACAUGAGCCUGUCAGAGGAAGGAGAGGAGAGGAUCACUGCUCCCAGAGUGAGCCUGUCAGAGGAAGGAGAGGAGAGGAUCACUGCUCCCAGAGUGAGCCUGUCAGAGGAAGGAGAGGAGAGGAUCACUGCUCCCAGAGUGAGCCUGUCAGAGGAAGGAGAGGAGAGGAUCACUGCUCCCAGAGUGAGCCUGUCAGAGGAAGGAGAGGAGAGGAUCACUGCUCCCAGAGUGAGCCUGUCAGAGGAAGGAGAGCAGAGGAUCACUGCUCCCAGAGUGAGCCUGUCAGAGAUGAAGGACAGUCCUGAGGACAACCCCCGAGACCCGGCUGUGAAGCUGAGGAAACACAGAAUGAACGCACUCAUAGAUCUCCGGAAGCGUAUUUCAGCCACUUACCAAAGCACUGUAAUGAAGAGUUCAGACAGUCUUACACCAAGUGGGGUCCCUCCCAGAGAGUGCACUCCUGAGCCGUAUGAAAGCAUCCAACCAAAGAGACCAGACUCAUUUACACCCAGUGGCGUGUCCCUGAAGAGUGACCAGUCGAAGAGAGAAGGUUUAGACUUCAGAUACGGCGCUCCUGAGAGACCAGACUCAUUUACACCCAGUGGCGUGUCCCUGAAGAGUGACCAGUCGAAGAGAGAAGGUUUAGACUUCAGAUACGGCGCUCCUGAGAGACCAGACUCAUUAACACCCAGUGGCGUGUAUCUGAAGAGUGACCAGUCGAAGAGAGGUUUUGACUUCAGAGAUGGAGCUCCUGAGUUUCAUUCAAGAGAGGAUCUUACAUCAGAUACAGAGAAAGAGACACAUCAGCAGUCUCUGACUUCAAUAUUUAAGAGUUUGGAAGAAAACAUAAGUGCCUUCAUGAAGAAGGAACUGGUACGACUUCAGGUCCUCUCUAACUACCCAGACUGCUUUAACAGUCAAGAUGAAGGUUUGGGCUCUGGAGAUGGACAGCAAGACAAAGGUAUAAAAGAAGCAGCGCUGAAGAUCACGCUACACUUCCUGAAAAACAUGAACCACGAGGAUCUUGCUGACAAUCUGGAACAAAAUGAGCUUUUCAAAAUGUAUCGGGAAAAACUGAAAGGCACCUUAAAGAAGAGGUUUCAACAUGUUCCAGAAACAAGUGCAGGGAAGCGUAAAGAUAGACUUCUUAGUCAAAUCUACACAGAGCUCUACAUUACACAGGAAGGGUGUGCUGAAGUCGGAUCAGAACAUGAGGUGAGACAAGUUGAAAAGACCAACAGAAGACCAGGAAUUCAAGAAAAACAAAUCAAGUGCAAUAGUAUUUUUCAACCCACACCUGGCCAAGAUCAAUCCAUCCGAACUGUGAUUACAAUGGGAGUCGCUGGAAUUGGGAAAACUGUCUCCACACAUAAGUUCAUGCUUGACUGGGCGGAGGGGAAAGCCAACCAGGAUAUCCACUUGAUUUUCCCACUUCCAUUCCGGGAGCUGAAUUUGAUGAAAGGACAGAAGCAUAGUUUGGCCGAGAUUAUAGAUCACAUGAUCAUGCGGACAAAACAAACAGGCAUCCCCAGCUACGACAACCUCAAAGUUCUGUUUGUCCUUGAUGGUCUCGAUGAGUGCAGGCUUGCUCUGGACUUCCAGAGCAACAACAUCUGUUGGGAUGCCACAGAGUCAACCUCUGUGGAAGUGCUGCUUACUAACCUCAUCAAAGGGCAUCUGCUUCCCUCUGCUCUUCUCUGGAUAACCUCCCGGCCAAUAACAGCCAAUCAGAUCCCCUCGGACUAUGUCGACCUGGUAACAGAGGUGAAAGGGUUCAAUGACCCACAGAAGGAUGAGUACUUCAGGAAGAACAUCAGCGACGAGAACCUGGCCAACAGGAUCAUCAUGCACAUGAAGUCGUCAAGGAUCCUCUACAUCAUGUGCCACCUUCCAGUCUUUUGCUGGAUGUCAUCCAACGUUCUGGAGAAAUUGCUGAAACAAGCAAAUGGUGGAGAGAUACCCAAGACGCUGACUCAAAUGUACAUUCACUUCCUUACCUAUCAGAUGAAACAGAGCAACCUGAAGUAUUUUCCAGGUAAGGACGACAAAACAGUCCUUCUCUCCCUGGGGAAACUUGCCUUUCAACAGCUUGAGAGGGGCAACCUGAUCUUCUAUGAGAAAGAUGUGAGGGAGUGUGGCAUCGAUGUCCAUGAAGCCUCAGCGUACUCAGGAGUGUGCACACAGAUCUUCAGAGAGGAGGAUCUGCUGUUCCAAGAGAAGGUCUACUCCUUCGUGCAUCCAAGCGUCCAGGAGAUGCUUGCUGCCCUAUAUGUGUUUCUGACGGUUGAGAGCAGGGUCCGAUUUGAAAAGGGGACAACUGAAACCUUUUUACCACGUCCAGAAACAUUGUUGAAGCAUCUGUCUUUCAAGUACUUGCACAGGCAUGCAGUGGACAAGGCCCUAGAGCGUAAGAAUGGAGACCUGGAUCUGUUCCUUCGCUUCCUCCUUGGUCUCUCGGUGGAGUCCAAUCAGAGUCCUCUAAGAGCCCUGCUGACACAGGAUGCAAGAGGCAGCAAGCACGCCUGUUUCAAGUCGAAACAGUACAUCAAGGACAAGAUACGGUCGACUUUUUCUCCAGACAGGUGCAUCAAUCUGUUCCACUGUCUGAAUGAGCUCAACGACCACUCUCUACUGGAGGAGAUUCAGCAGUUCCUGAGCUCAGGAAGUCUUUCGAAAACCAAGCUUUCUUCUGUACAGUGGUCUGCUCUGGUCUUUGUGUUGCUUACCUCAGAAGAGAAGAUGGAUGUGUUUGACCUCAGGAAGUAUUCCAGCUCUGAGGAGGGUCUUCUUAGGCUACUACCUGUCGUCCAAUCUUCCAGGAAGGCACUUAUGGGUCAUUGCAACCUGACCACUCAAUGCUGUGAGGCUUUGGGUCAGACCCUUCGCUCUCCAUUCAACAACCUGAAAGAACUGGACCUGAGUUACAACAAGAUACAGGAUGAGGGUCUGACUCUGCUCUCUGCUGGACUGGGAAGUCCAAAUUGUAAACUGGAAACACUUUGUCUGAAAGGAUGCUGCAUCACAAAGGAAUGUUGUGAGUCACUGGUUCGAACCCUCAGUGCUCACACUUUCACCCUGAGAAAACUGGACCUGAGUGACAACGAUCUGGAAGAUGAGGGAGUGAUGCUGCUAUCUGCUGGACUGGGAGGUCCUGAUCGUACUCUAGAGGUUCUUGGUCUGAAUCGGUGCAAGAUCACAAAGGACUGUUGUGAGGUGCUGGUAUCAGCAAUCUGCUCCUCUCGCCUGAAAGAGCUGGAUCUCAGCGACAACGAUCUGCAGAAUGCCGGGGUGAACAUCAUCUCAGAUGGACUGGGAAGAAGACACUGUAAACUGGAGACACUCAGGUUGUCCUUCUGUAAAGUAACAGGGGAAGGCUGUGCUUCUCUGGCUACAGCUCUGAGGUCAGGUUUCUCACACCUGAGAGACCUGGACCUCAGUUACAAUCACCCAGGAGACGCAGGGUUGAACCUGCUUCUUGAUGUACGGAACGACCCCCAGUAUAAACUAGAAAAACUCAGAGUGGAGCAUGGUGGGGUUGAAAGAUUACGAUCAGAUAUAAGCAAGUAUGCCUGCCAGCUCACCCUGGACCCAAACACAGCACACAGAAAGCUCUCUCUGUCCAAGAGCGACAAGAAAGUGACCAGGCUGAAAGAGGAGCAGCCGUACCCCGACCACCUGGAGAGAUUCCAUCACAUGGACCAGGUGCUGUGCAGAGAGGGUCUGUCCGGACGCUGCUACUGGGAGGCAGCAUGGACCGGUAAGUGGGUGGGUGUCGGAGUGGCAUACAAAGGUAUCUCCAGGAAAGGGCGGGAUGACAGCUUGCUCGGUUGCAACAACAUGUCCUGGGGGCUGACUUGCUAUGACGACGGCUGCAUCGCCAUGGGCAACAACGUCAUUACAUUUGUUCCACUCCCAUCCUCAACAUCCCCAAAGAAAGACUUGAUGAUGGGAGCCUUGGCUUCUCCUGCCAGCUCCCCACCCACCUCCUCCUCCAGCAUCCAAACAAAAGACUUGUCGUCGAGCACUCUGUCCCGUCUGACUGGCACCCUCUGCUCCUCCCAUUCCAUCUCCCAGAGAAUAGGAGUGUGUCUGGACUGGUGGGCGGGGACUCUGUCCUUCUACAGCAUAUGUUCAGGCACACGGACCCACCUGCACACAUUCAACACCACCUUUACCGAGCCUGUCUACCCAGGGUUCAGGGUACCAGAACAUUCAUCUGUGUCCCUAGGUGAAGGUCAAAAACAACACCAUUUAGUCCAGUGAGUCCUAGUGAGACCUAAGUCAAACAUUACAAUUCCACUCAGUCAGCCUUAGACCUGUUUUAUAUGUAUUAUAUACCAAUGUAUUCUAUUAUUGUGAAUCUUUGAUUCAAGUAGUUCUGAGAUACUAAUGAGAUAGAUGAUGUUGCUGUCGAACUGAUCGGACCUUCACAAUAACGGUAAUAUUGUAGUGGAGAUUGUUAUUGUUCCAGUGUGGGGUAAAAAUACAGAAUGUUCAUGGGCACUAAUCACUGAAGUACUGCUGGAAGUGUCAACAACUGGUCCUUGAUUAUAGUUUCUUCUGCUGUAUUUACUAUAUGCACUGUUUGUAUCACUUUGGAUAAAAACAUCCGGUAAGUGAG